Macrobrachium nipponense is the source of this 1490-nucleotide messenger RNA. RefSeq lists its product as uncharacterized. The transcript is spliced from 3 exons. Bases 324 to 1490 code for a protein of 388 amino acids. NCBI's taxonomy places the organism in Eukaryota, Metazoa, Arthropoda, Malacostraca, Decapoda, Palaemonidae. The record is from RefSeq and is a predicted model, not a curated record.
AAUUGUAAUGAAAUCAGAAUAGAAACAAAAGCUGGCAUUGGUAAUAAUGCUUGCUGGUGCCUUACCUGUUGAGAGAAUAGCAGCAGGAAAUUACUGUUUCUGGUUGGCACUCAUCUCAACCUGUAGUGGUGAGGUGGUAUAGCCCCAGUCACCUGCUACUUACAUAGGAUCCUUUGCAACAAAGGAGCACUCCAAUUGCUGGCAAAGAAUUAAAAGUUAUCCCUGCCCUGGGCUCAGUACUGAACACAAACAACCAGAAUAAUAAAUGAAGUUGCCUAACGCCAAAUUAAAAGCACACACCAAAACCCUAUCAUUAAAAGUAAAUGUGGAGGGUACUCCACGUACAUAGUCGCCCCCGCCGCCCUUAUGACGCAACACCCUUAUUUCAAGAUGGAGAGAAAGGGAAGUUAGGAGUACUUCCUACACACCCUCUCCCAACACUAUGCCAGCAACUGAAAUUGGACCUAAGGGUAGCUGUUAUACGCUAUAUGGAGAACCAAGAUGCAGGUGCGGGACAGAAGCCUCUUAGUUUUGAGUCCAUGGAAGAUAUCCCGGAUAUCGACAGUGAAGAGACAUCUAAGUCUGCAGCCAUUGACAUGAUCAGCAAUGGUGUUUCCUUGUCUGGUAGUCCAGGAAGUGACAAAGUAACUUCAGCAGAUGAUGUUAUUGAAAAUGAAAUAACCAUAAACCAAGAGGUGAAAGAAGAUUUUGUUAAUAGUGUAGUACACGGUGAUGAAGUUACGGAGACAGUAGAUGUGUUUCCCAUUAAGGAUGACAAGAGUGACGAAGAUGAAAAGACGCAAGAGAUAUCCUGUGCUGAUGAUACUUCAGUGGAAGCAACAGCCAGUAAUGCCAAUAAUGUUGUAGCACAGGCAACUGAGGAAGGUAUCACUCAUUCAAUAUCCUUUGCACUCCGACCUACUGAGGCUAAGUCAUCUCCCAGAGAGGAAACAGAUUCCAAUAUUGAAGCAGACAAAGUAACCGAAUCACAAGAUUUGCAAGAAAAUAAACUCAAAGUUAAGAGUAAAACAAAGAAGGUUAAAAAAGCAUUGAGCAAAGAUUCACGGGACUCAGAUUCAUCUGUCUCCUCUAAGAAAAAAGACAAGAGUAGUAAAACACGAAUUAAAUCCAAGUUUGCUCCAGGUAGUUUUGAGUAUAUUGAAGAAAGACUAAGGGGUCUCAUGUUCUCUGGGUGGAUAGAGGAAAGGAAAUGGGUUGAAAAUCUAGCUGGGUAUCGAGAUAUUGUUGAAGUUGACGAUUGGGAGGUGGAGAUGAAUCAGAUCUUGAUGUGUGUAAUCAGAAGCAUACCUGGUGUACUGGAGGGGAAGAAGUGGAUAAAUAUAACACCGCCUUCUGCUAAGGAGCCCUGCUAUUGCCUGUGGACACUGCUACCAACACCUCCAAGUCCAGGGCAUUAUUGGUUUUCAGUCACAGGAGUUUCCUUGCAUCCACAGUUUGGUCUACGAGUCAUGCUAAGGAUAAUUAGGUAA